Molecule: messenger RNA, 9798 nt
Organism: Lymnaea stagnalis (great pond snail)
Lineage: Eukaryota; Metazoa; Mollusca; Gastropoda; Lymnaeidae
Source: the annotation of a GenBank genome assembly
CGGAUAUAUUUUAUUUUUGCGUAUUUAAAUUUAUUCGAUUUCCGUACAAUAAUAGAAAAUCACUAUUAUUGUUAUUUAAGAAUCUGAGCAUAUUUAAAUCGCUUCAUUUUCUUAGGCAUAAUGGUCAGCCUAGCUCAUUCUUAUAUAUAUAUUUUUUUUUUUUUUCAGUCUUCUUCGGUAUAUCAACUUUCAGAUAUAAAACACUGUCUCGAAUGUUGCCAAUGCCUGAAAAGUUGCCAAUGCCUGACAUGUUGUCAACGCCUGACAAAAGACAGUAAGUAUUGAAUAAGAAUUAUGCUUGAAUUCAUUUUCUUUUUCAUCGUCUCUAGCUAACUGAAGAAAAGAUGCAUUUUACAACAAAUUAAAGAUGUAAGGAUUUUGCUGUUACCAGCACAUCAAAUGAGGACAGCUAACAUUAUAAAAACCAUUUUUAAGACUGAAUAUUUAAAAAACAUUUGUACCAUGGAGCAUAGGAGCAAAACAAAUGUGCCCUGUGCUUCUGGUCCAAGAAAGCUGGCAGUUGCUACUAAUGGUGGCCAUGACAAACAAGAUUCUCCAGUUGCAGCUCCAAUAAUGGCAAAAUUAACGUUUUAAACCUCUUUUGGAAAGUCUAAAUAACAAUACCAAUAAAUUUCAUUUUCUGAAAUGCCCUUGGUGAGAAUCUUCAUUAGCUUGAAAAUCAUGAGCUUGUUAAAAAAAUAAUAAGAUUUGUAAAAAUUCACUGUCUAGUCAAAAACGACAUUUUUAGUUAUUUCAAUAUUUUCAGAACUAAUGAGUUAUGAAGGAAAACCCAAAGUUCUAUUUUUAAAAAAAAUAAAGAUCACUGUCCUUAUUGAUAUAGUAACAGGCACAUUUGAGACAAAAGAUUGACACAGACAAAAAUAAUUUUUCUUAUACAUGUUUUCAACUUUACUCAAUUCAAUUUUUGUUGUUUUAAAUUAGGCUAGUCAAAGACUAACAAAUUUCUACUUUUAAAGUCACACAAUUUUAUUCCAACCUUGAAUUUUACAGAUUGAGAAAAGUGAACACACCAAUACUUGCAUUGUACUUCCACAUACAGCCUUUAUCUAGUGAUGCUAACAUUGAAGUGGGGAAUCUGAGUUCUCCAAUCAUUGUCAGUUUGCCCAUUCUAAAUGUAAGUAGUCACUAAUUAAUUCAAAACUGUAGUAAAAGACAAACUGUGGUGCUAAAAAUGUUACUUCAUGGAUUGUUUUAAAUUUAUUAAUAACUUAGAAGUUAAAUUGUAUGAUAGCCUUAAACCUAAUUUGGAUUACAUAUUAAUUACAAUGAAGGAUUUAUCAGGUUUUCAAAAUGGUUAAGGAAGAAUUGGGAAUGCAAUGAGACUCAAUAUAUAUUUUAUUUCAUUUUCCCUUAUUUUAGGUUAGUACACAUAAAUUUACAAUAAUUUGGCCUAGAGGACACAAUUUAGCUCAGGGUUUCUAAAACUUUUUGCAGUGCUGUACCCUUUCUGGAUUUUAAAAUAGAAAUGUCCCUCACCCCCAUCUUCAUUUCAAAACAUAUUUCCACACUCCACAUAAUAAAAAAUGCCACAAAAAAACACCAGAAAAAAUGAAAAUAAACCUGGUUUUCUUGGUCUUCCCACACACCUGUUCCUGUUAAGAACCCCUAGGGUGGAUGGUGUGAAUAUACAUUUGUUUUUGUUUUGUUGUUAAAUUGCUGUUUUUUAAUUAAAUAAAUGUUUGUUAUUUUUUAAUGUCAUGAUUAUGUUUGCUACUAUUUUUAUGUACAGUACGGUGAGUCCAGCCCAAAGGCUGGGGUACUGUGCUAUAUAAGACCAAUAAUAAUAAUAAUAAUAAUAAUAAUAGUAAUAAUAAUCCAAACAUCUAAGAAUUGUUAAAAAAUGUAAAACAUUGUAAAGUUAAAUGAUAUAGAAUUUUAGAUAUAUGGAUCAUGCACUAGACUUUGUUCAGUGCACCAUGUUUAUGUUUAUAUUCCUUUGAAAAUUAUGAGAGAAAAAAUGUCAUUUUCUUCUCAGACAUUCAAUAUUUCUAAUCCAGAAUGUGUCAGACUACGCCUCGGUGCAGGGUAAGCUAUCAUCAUCAUAUAUAAGAGGCCUAGAUUUUUAAAGUUUUUUUUAAAUUGUUCAAAGAAGGUUACUUUCUUGUCACUUAUAAAAUUUGCAAUUUUAAAAAAUUAUUUGACUGACCCAUUCCAACAUUUUCAGGCGAAAAAAGAAAUGGGGCUGGGAUAAAAGGUCUUGCACCAUGCACCGUUACACGGGCCAAAAAGGAAUAUGUGCGUGCUCUCAACCCGGUGUGUUUGCUAUUACUACAGAUAUGUUUGAUGAUAAUGUAAGGAAAACAUUCAUCUUAUUAAAUUUAAAUACAGCUUAGGGCUGGCAAACAUCAAAGGAUUAGAAAAUUAAAGCAAUUAAUAGGUUGUCAUUUAGGCAGACAUGUUCAACUUUUGGGAAAAAAACAUGCUAUUAAAAAUUGUUUAAAUAAUUUUUUUUUAAACCCAUUGUGAGAAAUUCAAAAUUAACUAUAUUUUGUUAAAAUAUAAGACCUCCUUAUGGAAAUCUGAUGACAAGGGCAUUCAAAUUCUAGAUGAUGCCUAGGAAAAUAGUCUAAAACAGAAUUUUUACUUAUGCAUUGGUUAGAAUAAAAUUUUCUGCAGUGGACAAAAAUAUUUAUUAUGACCAGAUUUACUGUUAUUUUACUUCUUUCAGUGGGAUAAGGGAGAUAAGCGGCCCAAGUUAAUGAACUUUGCCUCCUACUUUGGUUGUGCCAUGUCUGCUACACUCUGCCUUAUGGUCUGUGGAGUUCACACCUAUUUGAGGUAAAUUCUCCUUACACCCUCUUCCAAUGCUCUGAUCAGCUUUCCACGACUAAGACUCUCCAACAAUAAGCAAUAAUUGUUCAGAAGGGUCAACUAAUUCAAAUAUCACAAAUAUGGUGUACACUCAAUUCUCCCAAAAAAUAAGGACCAGGAGUUAGGAUAAGAUCAAAGGAAGCCAAGAUAAAAAAGUGAAAAUUAAUUUUUAAAAGUCCAGAUAAUUUAUGACACAUUAAAUCUGAGGACCAAUAGUCUGAAUCCAUCACAUGCAUUCAAAUUAGCUUUGCAAAUGUGUUAUGAAUUUCAUUAUUUCAUUUUUUUUUUACAAGUCGUUUAACUUGCGCACCUUUUUACACACCCUGGUUACAUUGUCAUAUUUGUUUAUUUAUUUAAGUUUCAUCAUUGGAAUGAACAAUUUUUAAAAGUUCAAUGUUUCUAUUACAACUCUUAUGGGAAUAGGUAUGAAUAGUGGUUAACAACAUGCCCUAGAAUACAAUUCUCUAUUUUAAGAUUUAUUGGUUUUUAAAUGUUCAAAUUAAGACGAGAUAUAUUUGAACUGUCACUCAUACCUGUUACUAAUGACAACGGUCAGACUGUCGCUCAUACCUGGUACUAAUGACAAUGUCAGACUGUCACUCAUGCCUGCUACUAAUGACAAUGGUCAGACUGUCGCUCAUACCUGGUACUAAUGACAAUGUUAGACUGUGGUUCAUACCUGAGUCUAAUGACAAUGUUAGACUGUCUCUCAUGCCUGCUACUAAUGGCAACUGUUAGACCUUCGCUCCUACCUGCCACUAAUGAAAACUGUCAGAAUGUCGCUCAUAACUGCUACUAACAAGACACCCAUUUCAACAGAACAUCUACCAGCACCGCAGCUCUUCACCGGAAUCUGUCUGUAUCCAUUGCACUAAGCCAACUUGUCUUCAUGUUCGGAAUAGACAGAUAUGAAACACCUGUGAGUUUGGUUUUGAAGUUUUAUUUGACAAGACCAUUGGGGGAAAACAUGUUUUUUCCCUUUCGAUUUUCAUUAAGGGUCUUAAUUAACUUAUUUCAUCGAACAUUCAUAUAGCCAAACAUUCAUAAAGCCAAACAUUCAUAAAGCCAAACAUUCAUAUAGCCAAACAAUGAUAGAGCCAAACAUUCAUAAAGUCAAACAUUCAUAUAGCCAAACAAUGAUAGAGCCAAACAUUCAUAAAGUCAAACAUGCAUAGAGCCAAACAUUCAUAGAGCCAAACAUUCAUAAAGUCAAACAUUCAUAGAGCCAAACAUUCAUAGAGCCAAAUAUUCAUAUAGCCAAACAAUGAUAGAGGCAAACAUUCAUAAAGUUAAACAUUCAUAUAUCCAAACAAUGAUGGAGCCAAACAUUUAUAAAGCCAAACAUUCAUGAAGCCAAACAUUCAUAGAGCCAAACAAUGAUAGAGUUAAACAUUCAUAAAGCCAAACAUUCAUAUAGCCAAACAAUGAUAGAGCAAAACAUUCAUAAAGCCAAACAUUCAUAAAGCCAAACAUUCAUACAGCCAAACAAUGAUAGAGCCAAACAUUCAUAAAGCCAAACAUUCAUAGAGCCAAACAUUCAUAUAGCCAAAAAAUAAUAGAGCCAAACAUUAACAGAGCCAAACAUUCUUAGACUCAAACAUUCACAGAGCCAAACAUUCAUAGAGCCAAACAUUCAUAGAGCCAAACAUUCAUUGAGCCAAGCAGUCAUGUAGACUAACACUCAUGUAUCCAAACAUUCAUAUAGUCAAACAUUCAUGUAGACAACACUCAUGUAGACUAACAUUCAUAUAGUCAAACAUUCAUAUAGCCAAACACUCAUAUAGCCAAACAUUCAUAUAGCCUAACACUCAUAUAGCCAAACAUUCAUGUAGCCAAACAUUCAUAUAGCCAAACAUUCAUGUAGCCAAACAUUCAUAUAGCCAAACAUUCAUAUAGCCUAUCAUUCAUAUAGCCUAACAUUUUGUCUCAGCCUAUGUCAUUUAUCUAUCGGAGUGUAUAUUUCCUUUGUCUAUUACAGUCUAUAUGUCAUUUGUCUAUUACAGUCUAUAUGUCAUUUGUCUAUUACAGACUAUAUGUCAUUUGUCUAUUACAGACUAUAUGUCAUUUGUCUAUUACAGUCUAUAUGUCAUUUGUCUAUUACAGAAUAUAUGUCAUUUGUCUAUUACAGUCUAUAUGUCAUUUGUCUAUUACAGUAUAUAUGUCAUUUGUCUAUUACAGACUAUAUGUCAAGUAUUUGCCAUCCUUCUCCAUUACUUUUUCCUGGCCACCUAUUCAUGGGUGAUGAAUGAAGCCUUUAACCUUUACAUCGUCAUCACAUACUCCGCCCAUAAUCCAAGUGACCUGACAGAUUCAGGAUCCAUGAUACGUUACUAUGUCUUAGGAUGGGGUAUGAAAACUGCAUAAGUUACAAAUGUUCACAAACACAUACAUAUAUAUUACCAUUGUAUAAUCAUGCAUAUGGAUAUUCCACCAUAAUAUAAAAACACUUAAUUCAAGCUUAACAUUGGUAUUAUUCAGCUAUAAUAUAAAAUUUUAAAAAAUAUGAUUCCAAAUAUUUUGUAGUAACUAAUUAAGUUCAUUGUUUCUGAAAUAUUUAAAUUGCCAUUAUUGUACAAUAACCCAAUUUUUAGUGUGGUAAUAUAUAUAAAUAAAUGUAUAAAAUAAAAAUUUUGCUUUUCCUACCUUUUGAGAAAUUCUAAAAUAUAAGAUUUGCAAAAAUUGAAUAUAUUUCAGUUAUCCCAGCCAUUUUGGUAGGUGCGUUUGUGGGAACAUCAGACCACUACAUUGCUCAUGAUAUGUAAGUAAUCAAAAUGAUUUUAAAUGAUGUUAAUGGCUAAAGCUAUUCAAGUUCUGCUAACCAUGCAUAUUUCAAACUACAGAAAGGAGGGCAAAUUAUGUCCCUUUUCAUUCUUGUAUAAACAAAAUUAAAAAAUAGAAUAGGCUUUAUCUAGGAAACUAAAGGAAUUUUAUUCACUUACACAGUGAAUCAUCCACAUUUAACCUGCUAACCUGAUAGCAAUUCGUCUACUAAUAUCAACAUUUUACUAAUAAGAUAUAAGACAAUAUUCUUUUAUUGGUCCAAACAAAUGGAAAUAUGUUUUGAUUGUGUUGUUCCUUUUCACCAUAUAAAUAAAACAAUUUGAAGACAAACAUCUACAUUAAAUUAUUUCACUGGCGAAAUGAACAGCCAUUCAGUGAACUCUCUUAGUCAUAUCAGGGACUUAAUAGUUCUCAUUUAGUUUUGUGACUUCUUGGGGAGUACGCUGGUAAAUUCAUACAGAUUGGGGAACAAAAGAAUUUUUAUAUCUUUCAGUCCUCGUCCUGAGAGAAAGAAUUUGUCCAGAAUGAGCUGAUCCUAAGUAUUUGUGAUGAAGAGGGUGGGAUGUUUCAUCCAAAAUUUGUUUGGUUUUUCAAUAACAUCUUUCUUCAAAUAGUUCUUCAAGUGAAGGAUGUUUAGUUUGUGUUAUGUUCCUAGCUUUCUUGAUUAGUCGGUUUAUUCAGUGUUUAAUAUGAGAUGAUGAAUUCCCACACCAGCAGGUAAUAUUGAAAUAAAAAUAGGCUUCCAAUUGUUGCACUUUAGAAUACAUUAACGACUUGUUUGUUUACGCCGAAAUUGUACAGUUUUUUUAAAGGAGAAAAGUCUUCGGUUGAAUUUUUGGCAGUGCUGAUGCCAUGUUAGCUUAUUAUUAAUGUUGACACCAAAGUACUUAUAUGCCUCUACUUUGUCUACACUUUGAUUUUUUAUGAUGAGAUCUGUAAUCUGGUGUUUCCCCCUCGGGAAAUCGACGACCAUCUCCUUUGUUUCUGAGACAUUCAGAUGGAGAAAAUUUUCAUUGCACCAAUUGAUAAAGCUUGUAACUAAGUUGCGGUAUAAGCCUUCUCCCUCAGAUAUUAAGCAAAGGAUGGUGGUAUCAUCUGCAAAUUUUAUGAUUGGAACAGUAUACAUUGUAAACAGGGCAGGGGAGAGAACGCAGCCUUUUUUCUAAUAUAAUUUUUUUUUAUAUCAUAAUUUUACUCAAUGAUUGGUGCUCACAAAGACCAAGGUUAAUCUUUUAUUUAAUAUUAAAAGUCUUAAGUUCUGGUCUAAGUAAGAUAUAGGGACUUGUAACUGUAGCAAAAAGUGUUUUUUUUUACAAUUCUCUCCCCUCAUAUCUGUUCUCCAGGUGCUGGGUUGCGCCAGAUCAUAUGUGGUUAUUCAUUGGACCUGCAAUAGGAAUUAUAUCUGUAAGUAAACUCAUAUAUUUUUCACUGAGAAAUAUACCUUUAUGUUUUUAUAAGGAAUAAUUAUUACACAUGAACUCUUUUUAAUCUUGCUAGUUUUUCUUUUGAAUUUCAGACUCAACUAUUUGAUAUAGAAUUCAAUUAACAUUUUAUUUACCUCUUACCUUAGUAAAGAAAAUAGAGAGAUUCCUUGUGUGAAAUUGUGUUGUUAAAUUUUCAUCAACUGUAUUUUAAAAGUAUAUUGAUAGUUCUCACUUUUCCCACAGAUCACAAUAUUAGUGUUGAUAUUCACAGCGAAGGAACACAAUGAAAAUUCCUACACCAAAAGUGAUAAAACCAAUAAAAUCAUCAAGUAAGUCCUAUCAAGUUUAGUAAGCCCUAUCAAGUUUAGUAAGUCAUAUCAAGUUUAAGACAUACUUAAAGAAUCAAAAAAAAAUGUUUAACAAUUUUUUAAUAAAUUUAAACAAAAUAAAAGAACCAACAAACAUAUUUAAAGAAGUAGAAGCUGUAACACAUUGUUAACCUUUAAGAUAAUAAAAUACUUGAUAACAACAUUUAUUUCAUGAACAGUCUAUUUUUGAUAUAUCAAAAAAUAUAAUUAUCUAUAUAUAAAAGAAACUAUUGAUGAGUUUCCUAUGGCUAGAUCUAGAAAUACUAAGACCACUGCUAUCUGUAUUUGAUAUGAUAAUGGCAGGUUUUCCAAUACCUUGUUUUAUAUCUAUGUAGUUUUGUUAAGUUUAGCCUUGCUCAUCUUUUAUUAUUAAAAAAGCUCCGGGCGUAUGUUUUUGGGGAGGUAAAGGUUAAAAUUUACAUUAUUAAUUGUCCCUGAGAUGCCAACUUAAGCCAAAUUGAAAGUAUUUAAUAAUUGUAAUAUCAAUAUGACACCUGCAGGGUUUGAAUUUCCUAUUCUAAAAAUGCACAAGCAAGGGGUGGCGUCUCCAUGAUAUAAAAUGGCUGGUUAUUUCUACGUGACAUAAUGACUAACGUAGUAUUACAAAGGUCAUAAAAGUUCAAAGUUUUCAUUGGGUACCUAUAAAAAAAUUUUUUUUAAUCUCGAUACCUGAUUUCAGACAUUUUUUAAUUGACAAAUUGGAUUGUGUACUAUCACAAUUCUAUUAUAACCCUAAGUAAGCAAACACGUAUACAGAACAAAGCGAUUUGAAUUUCCAAUUCUAAAAAUGCGGAAAUAGUUAAGUUCAAAAUCAAGCAAUUCAACAUUCCUGAUAACUAUGCUAAAUGUGAUUUCAAAAAUACCACAAGGUGCAUUUUUUUUUUUUAAUUUUUGCUAUAGGUAAUUCAUGGAAAUAGUUUAAAUUUAAAUAUGAUGUCAUAAAUCUAAGGUAUAAAAACUAAAAAGUUGGUGGGACAUUCGGAUAUGAAUAUAAUUCAGAGGAGUUAAUAAAGUGUGUGGUGGUGUACAUGAGGGUUUGGUGUACAUGAGGGUUUGGUGUACAUGAGGGGUUGGUGUACAUGAGGGGUUGGGUAGUACAACUUGGGAUUCUUACAAAGUUUGUUUCUUGAAUGUAUGUUUUGUCACCUAACUUUAUUUAAACAGUUUUUAAGUAUUAAUUUUAGUUUUAGAUAUUUAAACAGUUAUUUCUGGAAACGCUCAGUACCAAACUGUCCUGUAGCCCUUAACCCAAAACCUAAAUCAGUGUGUUAAUUCAAUCUAAUCGCAGCAUUCACAUGAAGGCUUUGUGGACACAGGUCAUCCUGAUCACCGUCUGCUGGGCAUUUGCUUUCAUAUCUUUAAAAAUCGUGGACACCAUUUUGAAAUAUUUAUUUGCGAUGUUUACUUCAUUGCAGGUGAGUUCUUAUUGUUUGGAAGUAUUAACAAAAUGUUUCAUUAACAUUUUAUUUUUUUAAAUAUUUUUUUGUUGUAAUUUUUAGUAUUAUUUAUCAACUUUAUAAUUUUUCUGAUGCUUUCCCUUGAACUUUUUAGCAAUAUUUAUUUUUUUAAAGUUUAAAUUAUACGUUCAUUCAAUGCCGAUGUACGUCACUGUGCUGCGUGCAAUAUAUGUGACUUAUCAGACUUAUCUCCAUAGCCGAUGUUCUCAGCCUAAGUUUGCACUUAAAAUUAUUACAUUAUCGUAGAAUCUAAACUAUAUGUUGCUAAUCAAGCUAACUGAAAAGGUGUUUUAAAGUCUUCUAUAAGGUUAGUGUUUGAAAACUGCAGUUUACUUGAUACUUUAACAUUAUUACCUACUGUGUCUUUGAACACAGGGGAAUAACCACUCCUUGGUUUAUACCAUUCCUAAAGAAAUUGUAUCAGUUGUUUCCCAUUGCCCCAAGCCAUAAAGGUGUAGUUUAUUUCUAAAAAUGUUACAAGUGUGUAUUGUCUUGAUAAUGUACGUUUUUUGUGUAUUACAUAUAUUUUUUUUUUUUUUUGCUCUUUAGUUUUCGUUGAUUAUAAGUCGUUUCAUAAAUUUAUUUUUAAGUAUUUUUUUAAAUCCAAACAUUUUUCUAGAGAGCAAUUUUCUUAUUUUUAUUUAAACUAAAGAUUUUUAAUUUUUUUUUUUUUUAUUUUUCUUUUUUUUUUUUUUUUAUUUAUUUUUUUUUUUUUUUUUUUUUUGCUCUUUAGUUUUCGUUGAUUAUAAGUCGUUUCAUAAAUUUAUUUUUAAGUAUUUUUUUAAAUCCAAACAUUUUUCUAGAGAGCAAUUUUCUUAUUUAUAUUUAAACUAAAGAUUUUUAAUUUGUUUUUUUGAUUUUCAUCAAUUUUUAUUUUUACCUCAGGGUGCUUUCUUUGUAGUCUUCUACAUGUUCCUACAUGAAGAGGUAAGUUAA